AUGGUGAUAGAAUAUUCUGUGGUAAAAUGUGACCAAACUGAUAAAGACAACAUUAAAAUGUAUUUGGGUCUGUGUAUUUCUCCCAACCAGCCAGACUUUAUCCAGGUUCAUCUAACGCUACCGAACAACAAUAUUUUGUCAGCGAAUUUCGCAUUAUGGGAUACUAUUUUGGAAGUAAAACAUUAUAUUUUAUCCGCCUUACAACCAAAAAUCGAUAAUACACAACAAAUAAGAUGUUUCGCGUUCGAUGAUGAACAUCAACAAUUUGAAGUGAACGACCACGCAGUGCUAAAAUAUUACUGGAAAAAAUAUCCUAUUAAAAUGUUAGUAAACAUUAAAUAUCAUUGGGAUAGCGAAAAUAAUGUACCUCACGUGCUAAAUAAUACUUCAACACAAUACUUGAUUCGUCGAGAUGACCGAAAUAUAUAUGACACCAAUGCCUCAAUGCCGAAUGAUAUAAUAGGAUAUAAAAACGAUAGAACUGAUAAAAUUUAUUGGAAUACAAUGGUACAAACUGCGACAUCCGAAACAUCUGCUGAUUUAAGUGAUAAAAAAAAAAAAAUCUCAUCGGCCGUACAAACACUUCAAACUCGAGAAGCCUCUACCAGUUUAGUUGGUAAUGAUUUUGGUACUCAGACUGAAACAUUGAACGUUCUUCGAUCUAUGAACUGUAUAAGAGAAAUAAGUAAUUGUGCUAGCCAGAAUUCUCCUCCUGCAAUGACCGAAAAAUAUCGAGAUAAAUGUGCUCGCACGAUACAAAAGUGUAUGCGAAUGUGGAGUGCUAGAAAAAAGUUUGAAAAUAUGUUGAAAUACUAUUAUUAUCUAAUUCAGUUGGUAUGCAUCGAAAUGGAGGAGUUAAAAAAAAAUGUUUAUAACAAUCAACAACGAAAUUUAAUAAACCUACAAUAUCCUACACGGACUAAAGAUUUUGAAGCUCUUUAUGCUGUGGUUAAAAAGUACCACGAAAACAAAAAAAUCAAUAUAAAAAAUAAAACUGAAAGAAAAGCACAGCUCAAAGAAAAAUUGAAAUGCCAUAAGGAAAUCGCCAAGCACAGAAAUCUAGCCAAGGAAACAGCAAAAGAAAAAAAAAUCUUAACACAACUAAAUUACAUUUCGAAACCCAUUAUUUAUAUGAUAAAAGGAAGUAAAGAAUCCAUUCUUGUCGAAACUCAAGAAACUUAUAAAGCAAAACAGUUAUUAGAAUUUUACAUUUCACUUAAAAGAAGAGACCUAAAUAAAAUGGAAAGAAGUGAAUUUUUACUUAAGUUAAGAAAAACAUUAGAAUCCUCCAAAGAAAUUCAUUUGACACAAUCUAUUAUAAAUUUAUUAAAUAGAGAGCUGACGUUAUUAAAUAUCGUUAAACUAAAUGAUAGCCAACUGGAAAUGUUAAGAAAACGUAUUGAAAUAACUUUCCAAUUUAUCAUAAGACAACCGGAAAUAAACCCAGCGAUAGCAAGAAUCACCACGCCCGCAAAUCUUAUUAAAUGCUAUAGUUGCAGGAAAUUAAAAUCACUUAACAGAUUUAAGAUGAAAUUAGAUUUAACAGAUACCACGAUAUGUAAAGAUUGUAGACAUUUGUAUUGCAUUACAGUAAAACAAAUAAAUUUAAUGCCUUACGAAGACAUAUUCAGAUCGAUCAGAGCUACUGAGGCAAAAUUGAAAACAAAAUCUAAUAUAACAUUUUUCUUAAACAUCGAAGAUAUAUAUUAUCUAGUAGAAAUCAUAUGGAAGGGAAAAUCGGCAUUAAGCGAAUUCAAAGACGUAACACAAUUACAAUUGGUAAGAUGGGACCACAAACUAAACUGGUCCCCAUCGAACACGAUUCUAUUGACGACCGAUGAGGCCGUUGUUCAUUCUAAUAUCAGUAACAUAAAUAAAGUGUACACAAAAACAUUCAUCGAUAACGUACAUCUAAAACACAUGGCUGCUAGAAAUUAUUUCAAAGGCUUAAACGAAAAAGCAGUAGAUUGUAAGUGUAAAUGGGAAUUACGUGAUUAUUAUAAUAAAUAG
Messenger RNA from Sipha flava (yellow sugarcane aphid), 2010 nucleotides. Its product is annotated as IQ and ubiquitin-like domain-containing protein. Gene Ontology annotation, biological process: cilium assembly. NCBI's taxonomy places the organism in Eukaryota, Metazoa, Arthropoda, Insecta, Hemiptera, Aphididae. Gene Ontology annotation, cellular component: acrosomal vesicle; motile cilium. The coding region runs from base 1 to 2010 and encodes 669 amino acids. The transcript is spliced from 2 exons. Gene Ontology annotation, molecular function: protein binding. The record is from RefSeq and is a predicted model, not a curated record.